Molecule: messenger RNA, 1371 nt
Organism: Cladocopium goreaui
Lineage: Eukaryota; Dinophyceae; Suessiales; Symbiodiniaceae
Source: the annotation of a GenBank genome assembly
AUGUGGUUUGUGCACAACGAGGAGACCUACGUCUCCGACGUCGCCAGCGCUGGGGCAGAGCCAGUGAGGUUCGACGACUUCUGCGGUCGAUGGGAGGAAGUCAUUCAGGAGGACGAAGAAUGGCUGCAAAGCCAGGGCUAUUCACAGCCUGCCUUUGAUGCUUUGCCUGGGAAAGAGAAGAGCAUGAUGCUUCGGAUGAUGAUUUACAGCCUGCCAGCAGGCUGUUGUCUCGGCCGUCGCUUAGUGAAAAGCUGGAGCCAAGGUUGGUGUCCAGACGUGGUGUUGUACAACGUAAUGCUGCUGCACCCCUUCUUGGCGGCCAAACAACUCGGCAUCAGAACUGCAUCCUUCUCGACCUAUCCCGGGCCAGGAACUCCGAUGCACCUCUACGCCCAGAAGUUCGAGGAACGGGAAGCCUUUGACGAAGAGAUGGCGCAGCACCCCUCCCUGGUUCCAGCCAAUGACAUCGCCCUGAAAGUCUUCGGAAUCGAUGUGCUGAAGAGCCAGCUGCAAUGCCGCUUCUUUAGUGAUGAGGCGAACAUUGUGUUCAACAUUCCUCAACUUCAAGGUCCAGUGAACGAGUACCAGCAACGCCGCUUGGAGGGUUCCACCUUUCACUGGGUGGGCAGCACCGAUCCACAGCUCAGUGGCUUGGCUCCUCGAGUGGAGCCGGAGUUGGACUCUAAGUGCUCCAACGAGUUGCCAUGGAGUGAGGAGCCUGGAACGAAGGUCCUGUUGGUGUCCCUGGGAAGUCUGACGGUGGAAUAUCGCUGGGAGGCAGCUGAGCAUUUGUCCUCGACUGGUUGGAUCACUGGAAAGCAGUACAGCUUACGCCUUUGGUCGGAACUCCUUGAGACCUUUGGCGGACGUGAGGAUGUGCGCGUGAUUUUGUCCAUUGGCCAACGCGACGAAGCCCGAGAAGUCCUGGGUGAUCUGCCGUCCAACUUCAGGGCUCUGAAAUUCCUGGACCAGGUCUCGGCGCUCCGACGCUGCGAUGCCUUCGUGACCCAUGGCGGAGCCAACAGCAUCAAGGAGGCCACUCUGCUGGGAGUUCCGAUGAUCGUCACGCCCUUCUGUGUGGAUCAACCCACCAACGGUGAGGCGGUGGAACGCUACGGCGCGGGCGUGUGCUUCUCCGAUCUCAUGGCGACGCCCAGAGGCGAACUCUCGGAGGCCGUCAAGGUGGCCUUGGGCGACGGCCCAACGGUGCAGCAGUGGCGAGAACGAAGCCUCGAACUGGGAGAGGCCGAUGCGACGAACGAAAUGAACCGAAUGCUGUACCAUGCGGUGAGGAACAUCUUUGUGCUCAAAGAGCUGCCCACCGAGAAGACCUGUCCAAUUACACGCUACAUGUGCGACUAUUGCAAGUAG